AUGGAGCUGGUAGUGGAAGAGGGGGAUAAUGCUCUCACGACAGUUGUGAGCCAGAGCCUGCUCCCUCUAUUCCUACACUGGCACCAUGAGAACCUGCACGUGGCCGAGGCGUGUGGCGAAGCCCUGCUUGGUGCGGCCCGCUUCCUGAGGAGGAGGGAUCUCGAGGAGCUGCUGAGGCAGAAGCAGCGGAUGAAGUUCGUCGAGAGCCUGCGCCGCAGCCGGGCCCGCCAGGCUGCGCCCCCCACGCUGCUCCCUGCCCUGGGCCGUGCGGGCCGGCUCGGCCGGUGCUGGGCGCAGGGAGCGCCCGGCCGAGAGGCAGAGCCCGCGCUGAGCCUUCCCUGCCGGCGCUCCCCGCAGCUGCUGCAGGACGAGAGCCGAGCGGCCGAGCACCUGCGCUGGGCCCUGCCGCACCUGCAGAGCCCACAGAGGCCCCUACGAGAGGCGGCCGUCAGGUUCAUCGGGGUGGCCGGAGUGCUGAUGAUGGGCCAGAAGGAGGAGCUCCAGGUCCUCACUGAGGCUCUUCGAGCCCUCAGGGAAGACGAGAGCCCAUCCUGCAUGAACACCUGGAUAGAGAUGAAAUUCCAAGGAAGAUCUGCAGAACUUCGUUUGUCUCCUGGAGCAGAUGUACCUGUACCGGCCUCCUUCGAUGUUUCCCAGUUCCCUUCGAAGAUGGGACCACCUGCAGAGCAGAAGGGACCAGCUGCAGCUCCAGGCACGGCUCUGGUCGCUCACAGCUGAGCCUGUGCGAAGCCCCAGCAGCUCCUGCCAUCUCUCCCCCUGUUGGCAGCUCCUUCCCUGCAGCCCUCAGGCCCUGCCCAUGCCCUUUUUUACCUCCCAGCUCACCCCUUCGCUUCGCUUUCCCUUAAUAAACUGUUUGUGAUUUUCACUUUACCCGCAUCUCUGUGGAGCUGAAGCGGCACAAAACCUGAGCCCGGGGACACGCAGGGCCCCUCUGCCCUUCUCCUCCCCGCUGCGUUCCGGGCACGGACAGAGAGGAACCAAGGGCAGCUCAGGCUGCAAAAGUCCCUGUCCCGCUGCUCCAGGUGCACAGCGGCACGGAAUUAAAGGGCGU
Messenger RNA from Zonotrichia leucophrys gambelii, 1072 nucleotides. RefSeq lists its product as uncharacterized. The coding region runs from base 1 to 738 and encodes 245 amino acids. The transcript has 5 exons. NCBI's taxonomy places the organism in Eukaryota, Metazoa, Chordata, Aves, Passeriformes, Passerellidae. Gene Ontology annotation, cellular component: cytoplasm. The record is from RefSeq and is a predicted model, not a curated record.